Trichechus manatus latirostris (Florida manatee) is the source of this 1862-nucleotide messenger RNA. RefSeq names its product GTP binding protein 3, mitochondrial (gene GTPBP3). Gene Ontology annotation, cellular component: cytoplasm; mitochondrion. Gene Ontology annotation, molecular function: GTPase activity; GTP binding; protein binding. The record is from RefSeq and is a predicted model, not a curated record. NCBI's taxonomy places the organism in Eukaryota, Metazoa, Chordata, Mammalia, Sirenia, Trichechidae. Gene Ontology annotation, biological process: tRNA methylation; tRNA wobble uridine modification. The transcript has 8 exons. The coding region runs from base 1 to 1569 and encodes 522 amino acids.
AUGUGGCGUGGGUUGUGGACCCUGCCGGCCCUGGCGGCACGUGGGCUUCGCAGAUCGUGCUCGCGCCAGGGCAGCGGCGCCCCGGCUCCCAGCUCCGGAGCCACCAUCUUCGCGCUGAGCUCUGGCCAAGGCCGCUGCGGCGUCGCCGUGAUCCGUACCAGCGGCCCGGCCAGCGGCCCUGCCCUCCGGAGUCUCACGGCAGGCCGGGACCUGCCCCCGGCCCGUAGCGCCCGCCUGCGCCUGCUCAGCGACCCGCGCUCCGGGGAGCCGCUGGACCGUGCACUGGUGCUGUGGUUCCCAGGUCCGCAGAGUUUCACGGGUGAGGAUUGCGCGGAGUUCCACGUGCAUGGAGGCCCUGCCGUGGUGAGCGGGGUCCUCCAGGCUCUGAGUGGUGUGCCAGGGCUGCGGCCAGCAGAGGCUGGCGAGUUCACCAGGCGAGCGUUCACCCACGGGAAGCUGAGCCUGACCGAGGUGGAGGGGCUGGCGGAUCUGAUCCACGCGGAGACAGAGGCGCAGCGGCGGCAGGCCCUGCGGCAGCUGGAUGGGGAGCUGGGCCGCCUGUGCCACGACUGGGCCGAGACCCUCACCACGGCUCUGGCCCACGUGGAGGCCUAUAUAGACUUCGGUGAAGAUGACAAUCUGGAGGAAGACGUCCUGGAGCGAGGUGGAGCCUACUGGAGUGUGGGGGCUGGGGACACGCUGGCAUCUCAGCCCUCUGAGCUUCCCUCACUUCCGCCCUUCUGCCUUCCCCCAGUGGACAGCUCAGUGAGGGGACUGCAGGCCGCUCUGGGCGCACAUCUACGAGAUGCACGGCGAGGGCAGAGGCUCCGCUCUGGGGCUCACGUGGUGGUUGCAGGACCUCCCAACGCCGGCAAGAGCAGCCUGGUGAACUUGCUCAGCCGGAAGCCUGUGUCCAUCGUGUCCCCUGAACCAGGGACCACCCGUGAUGUGCUGGAGACCCCUGUGGACCUGGCUGGGUUCCCAGCCCUGCUGAGCGAUACGGCGGGGCUGCGUGAGGGUGUGGGGCCAGUAGAGCAGGAGGGCGUACGGCGUGCCCGCGCGAGGCUGGAGCAGGCUGAUCUCAUUCUGGCUGUACUGGAUGCCUGUGACCUGGCCUCUCCCUCUAGCUGCAACUUCCUGGACACAGUUGUGGCUCAUGUAGGAGACCGGAGCCCUAAUGGGAGCAGCCAGCGCCUCCUGCUGGUACUGAACAAAUUGGACCUACUGCCCUCUGAGGGCCUAGGCCCCAGUCCUGACCUGCCCCCCUACCUGCUGCUGUCCUGUGUGACUGGGGAGGGGCUGGACAGCCUCCUGGAAGCACUGAGGAAGGAGCUAGCUACAGUGUGUGGGGACCCGUCCACAGGCCCGCCGCUCCUGACACGCGCAAGGCACCAGUAUCACCUCCAGAGCUGCCUGGAUGCCCUAGGCCACUACAAGGAGGCAAGAGACCUGGCCCUGGAAGCUGAGGCACUGCGGGUCGCCCGGGGGCACCUGGCCCACCUCACGGGGGGAGGGGGCACCGAAGAGAUCCUGGACGUCAUCUUCCGGGACUUCUGUGUGGGCAAGUGAGGGACAGCAAAUGCUGUGGGCACUGCUCAGGGGAGACCAAGGCUCGGACCCAGGCUGGGCAGAUGCCCAGAAGGCUUGAGAGGUCUGGGAAUAGCUUAAGACAAGUGGAAUUCUCAUUCACCCGAGGAAGAGCUUGAUCCCAAAACAGAGAAGCAAACAGCUGCCUUCGUAGGUAGUAAGUUCCAUGUUGCUGGUGAUAACCAAGCUGCGGCCAGCCAGUCCCCUCACAGGGAUGAGCUGGGGGUUCGGGCCCUGGAGUGGGGCUGAAUGGAAGCCCCUUUUGGGUGCCAGAU